CCAUUUCCUCACUCCAUUACACUGAUCGAGAGUAACAGUAAAGCAAAGCAAAUCUACACGCACUAGCACACAGUCAACCUAACAUUUCUGAGACCUUCAAGAACAAGAAUACGAACAUGAAAAGACAUUGAAAUGACCCUUGAGCUACUCACCAUUCUUGGCCCACUCUUCCUGUUUUAUCUCUAUAUGAUAUUGAUACAUGUAUUUUCACUCUACCACACGGAGAGAUAUAAAAAGAGACAUUCACACACAUAAAUGAAAAAGAGGAAGUGUCGGCAUUGAAAAUGCAGGACCCACUUUUGUUCGGCUAAAAAAAUAUAUCCCAAUAGCACCUGCAUGUGCCUACUACCUCCCUCGAUCUCAGAAAAUUCUUUAGCUUACAGAAUAGGGGGUUCAAUAAAGAAUUUUCUCUGUGUGUGUAUUUUUGUGUGCCUGCGUGUUUCUGUGAGAUUAAUAGAUUAUGGAGCCAAGAACUCGUCUCGAUUAUGCUCUGUUUCAACUAACUCCGACAAGAACCAGGUGUGAUCUUGUGAUCUUUGCUGGUAAAAAGAAUGAGAAAUUAGCGUCAGGACUACUGGAUCCUUUUAUUUCCCAUCUUAAAUCAGCUAAAGAUCAAAUUUCAAAAGGGGGCUAUUCCAUUACACUAAAACCUGCCCCCACGGACGUUUCAUGGUUCACUAAAGCCACUUUAGAAAGGUUUGUGAGAUUUGUCAAUACACCAGAAGUUCUUGAGAGAUUUGUGAAAAUUGAGAGAGAGAUCGAACAGAUUGAUAGUUCAAUUCAAUCAAAUGAACAAUCAGAUGUGGCAACAGAGGCAGAGGGCAUUAACAAAAAUUCCCAACAUUUAACUGCUUCGUCUAAGUUAAAUGUUGGGUCCAAUGGAAUUGCUGAUGCUGAAUCAGAAGAAAAACCUAAGAUUCGUCUUCAGCGUGUUCUGGAAACUCGAAAGGCAAUGCUUAAGAAGGAGCAAGCAAUGGCUUAUGCUCGUGCACUAGUGGCAGGAUUUGAGAUGGACUACAUAGAUGAUCUUAUAUCUUUCAGUGAUGCAUUUGGAGCUGUGCGUUUAAGGGAAGCAUGUAUAAACUUCAUGGUACUCUGGAAUAAAAAGAAUGACGACAGGCUGUGGAUGGCUGAAGUGGCAGCAAUGCAGGCAUGUUCCCACUCUGAGUUUCCAUUCUUGGGAACAUCUGGAAUUGUUCUUGCUGGUGAAGAUAAUGACCUAAAUCAUAAUGGGCUAAUGAAGGCUUCGGCAAGUGAGUCAACCACUAGCCACGGAAGUUUAGACACUAACCAAGAUAAUGGUUUGCCAUCAAUGUCCAAUGUGCAAUCAACAGAUGGGAUAGCUCAAGUACCUCCAUGGGCAAACUACCCUCCCCAGUAUGUGCAAAAUUUUCCACGUCCACCAUUUCAACAAAUCCCUCCAUAUCAUGGAUAUGUUUUCCCGGGCAUGCAGGGUGCACCAUCAUAUUAUCCAGGGAGUGUGCCAUGGCCUUCCGGUGCCCAAGAUUUCAGUCCGGGCCUUGAUAGAGAACCAGAAGACAAUCAGAGACACAAAUCCUAUACUAAGAAAAAAGAAAAAAUUAAGAAUGGGAUGCGCCCGCACAGUACCAAAAUCAACGACAACAUGGGGAUUAGUAAUUCCAGCUCUGGAAGUGAUUCAAAUGACGAGCAGGAGCAGGAGCUAAGUCAUUCUUCAGGUGAGAAGAUGCGCAAAAAGAAGAAUGGAAAACAUUCCUCGAGAAAAGUUGUCAUCCGCAACAUAAAUUACAUCACUUCUGGCAGAAAUGGAGAAAGGAGCAGUGCUUCAGAAUGUGAUUCCUCUGAUGAAGAUAAAUUUAUUGAUCCUGAUUCCCUUAAACAGCAGGUGGAGGAAGUUGUUGGGUCAUUGGAGAAACACCAUAAGCCAAAGUCCGGCAAAGAACGAGAUGGAAGGAAGAAAGCUAGCAAUAGAUCCAAGGAUCCUACUAAUUCAGAUGUUGAACAUGCAGUCACUACUAAUUCUGAAGAAAAAAGGAAAGAUGGAAACUGGGAUUUCUUCCAAAACCUUCUCCUGAAGGAUGCAGAUGAGAGAUCCAAUGAUACGGGUUUGCAUACUCCACAAGUUCACGAAGGUUAUUUUACGGAGAUGGCCUCUGCAGAACAAAUUGCAUCCUUAAAUAUCAAAUCAAAUGGUGUGAAAAACCGAAGUGCAACUGAUGCUUUCCUUCUGACUGAAAAGAACAUGGGAAAUUAUGUCGAAGCGAACAAGGUUCAUUUUGAAGAUGGAGAAAAUGUACAUGGAGUAAUUAAGAGGGGCAGCACAAAUGAAGAUUUCUUAAUUCCACAGAGAGAUAAAGGACAGGACAACUACUCCCAAACUACACUAUCUAAUUUUGGAAAUGAUUCCUCCAUGAUUAAGAGCCAAAAAGAAGAAAAUUGGUUCAUAAGCGGCCAACAAGGAAUAUCAACAACUCAAGAAGAAAGGAUAGAUCACUCUAUUCUGUAUGGAAAUCAAAUCUCAGCCUCUGAUCUCAGUUAUUUGGAGAUGCAGAAAAAUAAGAGAGAUCUUAUUGUGGAUGACUCUUUCAUGGUUCAAGAUCGACUGAUUAAUGAUCCGUCAGAAACUCGACCAAAGACUGACAUUUUUAUGGUUUCCGACAUUGUUGGAGCUGACCAAUCCAAGCAUAGCACACCAGAUAAUUCACAAAGCAAGAUUGAAGCCGGUAAUUUCCACGAACCAGAUGACCUCUAUAUGGUGCUUGGGCGUAAUUUGGCUACUGAGCAAGUUGUAGCUUCUUGGAACCCUGAAAUGGAUUGUGAAAAUGUGAAUUUAUUAGUUGAACCUGUUAAAGGACAGGGCAACUCUGAACGAAGUGAAUCUGUUGAUGCUACAGAGCUCCCGAAUGGUAAGGGAAGCAACAAGACAGCGAACAAAGCUUCUAGAGUAAAAGUGGAUGACAAAGCAACAAAGUCAAAAGCUCCAAAUGGAUCUUUGGGAAGGAGCAAAUCCAAUAUAACACCAGGAAUCAAAAAAUCUUAUUCUGGGAGUAGAACAAUGAGUCAGAAGAGCAAAGCUGAGAAGGAAGAACAGAACAAGAAGAAAAUGGAAGAAUUACUAAUACAGCGUCAGAAGAGAAUUGCUGAAAGAAGUGACACUAAGGGUUUUACUUCAGAUACUUCAAAUAUAACUUCUAAGGCGAGCAAGACACACAAAGUUGCCACAAAAGUUGAGAAGCCUAGACUUCCAGCUCAAGCAGAAGAGAAAAAUAAGUCAACUAAGCCUGUUAUGAGGACUUCCACAAUUGAUCGCCUUGCGGCAGCUCGGACAACUAGCAAACAGCCAUCAACUGAAUCAAAGGUGGGCCAAAGUGGAAAAACAACCUCCAAGGGGCUUACUCUUAAGGAAACUUCCUCACUGAAGAAGAUAGCUGGAACUCAGAACAGAAGAGCGAGUCUGGACAAGGUCAAUAAUUCAGAUAAGAACACUGGUACAAGUAAUUUUAAGGGAAAUACUUCUGUAUCUGAUUAUCCGGGUAGGGAUCAGAUAGAUAACAAAUCAUCCGCGUCAGAGAAGAUUAAUGGUGCUGAAGGCUCUCUAUCUAAGGUUGAGGUUGAUGAAUCUAAAACUAUCGAGGUGUUGCAUACUGUAUCUUCGACCAAGAAGAAUGAGGAGCAUAGGGUUUCACAGAAAGAUCCUUCAGAUGACGAGACCUGCAUUCAGGUUUUAUCUAAUGAAGACUUGCUCUCUUCUGAAAACCAAUCUGCGAAAAUGGAGCCUUUGACAGGUAUUUCUGUGGUAUCUGAAGAAUCUGAAGUUAGAAAUGGUUUGAGUACCACUGGUUUGAACAAUGAAGAGGAUGGGGACAAGGCACAAAAAAUACCCAUUUCAACUGAAAUUUCUGCCGUGGAAAGCUCAACUCCACCUCCGAAUGAUGAAAUGACUCCAGACCUGAUUAAUUCCAGAAAGAAGUGGAAUGACAAUGAAAACUUUCCUAAAGUCACCAAAGGCUUUCGAAAACUUCUUCUAUUUGGUCGUAAAAGCUGAAACUUGUACCAAUGCAUCUAAUAUUACUGUUGUGAAGAACUUAUCCUUCUACACCAAUCAAAUACUCAAAUUUUAAUCACAAUCGGCAUCAGCAAUAAGUCUGCAUGUGAGGAAGCCAAAUAGCUCCAGUGCAUAAUAAGGCCUUGGUUUGCUGCCAGAUGGAGAAUUAUACUCUAAUUUAUUACAGUACAAUCAGAGGAAGCAUUAAACAAACAGGUGGUCCAUGUUUUAUGCGCUCGAUAGAUUUGAACCAUGAUCCGAUGCCUUAAAAACUCGUGUGCAUCUUCUUUGUUUCCCUCUUCAUUUUUUAUUGGUUUGCAUUGUAUUUGUUUGUUGUUUAAUGGUUUACUUUGUAUGUGUCAUAGAAUGGGAAAUAUAUUUUCGUUUCAAUGUAACUCUUGCCUACUAAUUCUUUGUCGGUAGAGUACAUCUUUAGUAGA
Molecule: messenger RNA, 4464 nt
Organism: Olea europaea var. sylvestris
Lineage: Eukaryota; Viridiplantae; Streptophyta; Magnoliopsida; Lamiales; Oleaceae
Product: COP1-interacting protein 7
Exons: 9
Coding region: 461-4024 (1187 amino acids)
Biological process (GO): response to light stimulus; positive regulation of DNA-templated transcription
Source: RefSeq, a predicted model, not a curated record